AACAUAAUUUUUUUUCCAACUGUUUACUUUUUAUUCUAGACCAGCCGGGUAUAGUUGGUUUCAUUUAUUAUUUGUUGUUUUGAUAAUUAAGCGCAAUCUAGUAACUAACAAUUAACCAUUUCAUUUAAUUUAUCUGAUCUAUCAGUCAAUUUGUAAUAAAGCAAAUUUAACAAUCACAUCGUGUUUUAUUAAACAUUUUCCAGAUACUUGCGAAAUUCUGAUCGAGAAUUCUCGUGGCUCGAGAAAUAAAAUUGGCUAAGAAAUCAAAAACCCUAGCGUUGUUGAAAGGAUAAUUCACAGGGCUUUCAGCUUUCGAAAACGUAAUUUUUCGCCGAAAUCUCUGGAUAGCGAUCUGGACCUGGUCACUCUGCCUGAACUCUCUCAACUAUUUCCACAUCAUCCAGAGCGUGUUUCGUGUAUCCAGUCGAACGGACCCGAUCUUAAAAUUAGAAAUGGUUUUGACGGUAUUUCGGCAAAUCUGUUUAUUAGAAAAAAUCCAGCCCGACAAACAAUAUUCGCUACGUUCCGCGGCUACGCAGCGUGUGUGUCAAAAAAUCUAUUCUUUUUUUUAUUUCAGCCUAGUGAAAGCAGAAAAAAAUAUAUCCAGAAAAGAAAAAUGCCUGCAUCAGGAUCGCCAAUGUCCAGUACGGAUACUGUUUACCCUGAACCUUUGUCGAGGUUGCAUCGAAGAGUGGUACCUAAGAAGAGAAAGGGUGGUUCAUUUCGGUACAGGACUCAACCUGUGACAUUUUCAGAAAUUCAGGAAGUAGACGAGGAUAAUGUCACUGAAGAAUCAUUAGCAGCCACAAACCUGGCUACGUCUUCUCAAGAACUUCACAUUUUGAAUCAGCGCUUCGAAAGGUUUCGAAGAUCCAGCGAUUUGUUCUUCGAUAAAACCGAAGAGAACAACAACAGUGACUCUUCAUUGUCCAACAGCAGUAUUAUUACACCCUGUAUAUCAGUCUCAAAGUCUUUGGGAAAAAUUUCACCAUCGCGGACAUCCUUAUAAAAGAAUAACACUUUUUUAUUAGAUAAUAGAAAUAAAUACUGUCUAUUGUAUGAAUGUAUAAAAUUUUUAUUUUAUUUUUAUAUAUUAUUUUUUGUCUUUUAGUAUUUUUUUUUUGAUUAAAAUAUAACUUUUUCAUUGGGUAAUGUUUAUUAUGUGUUCUUGAUAAUAGUUAAUGUCUAAUAUGUGCCUCUUAGAUGAAAAAAAUAACUAAAUUUUUUGUACAUAUAUAAAUUUCUUAAAUAAAUAGCGACUAAAGUA
Molecule: messenger RNA, 1267 nt
Organism: Sitophilus oryzae (rice weevil)
Lineage: Eukaryota; Metazoa; Arthropoda; Insecta; Coleoptera; Curculionidae
Exons: 3
Coding region: 617-1009 (130 amino acids)
Source: RefSeq, a predicted model, not a curated record